AUGGACCCCGUGGUCAGUAGCAUCCGAGUCAUGGCAAAGAAUGCAUGCGGAUUUCUGUGGUCCGUUCUUCAAGAAAUAUUACGAAUUGGUGUUCGUCGAUUCCUAUUUCCGUUGGCCAGAAGUAUGCUUUACACAACUCCUAGUUCAGAAUUUACUAUUUCAGAACUCAGGAAAACGUUCAGUAAAGAAGGUGUCCCGCAUGCUAUCGUGGCUGACAAUGGAAGUCAUUUUACUGCUAAGAAAGUUACUGAUUGGUUGAACUCCGCGAGUUGUCGGCAUGUUCUCACUCCACCCCGACAUCCGCAAUCCAAUAACGCAGCCGAAAACUUUGUACGCACGCUGAAGAGUGCCAUUUCUUCUUCGAAUCCUAGUACAUUCGACGAACUGGACAGAGGCGUUGAUAACUUUCUGAUGCAAUACCGUAACGCAGCACAUUCAACUACGGGACACAGUCCAGUAAAUUGUUUAGAGUCGAGUACUUCGAACAAAUCUUCUACACUUGGAGUCUGCGGAAGUCGUGUAUCAUCGUGGUAA
Molecule: messenger RNA, 534 nt
Organism: Echinostoma caproni
Lineage: Eukaryota; Metazoa; Platyhelminthes; Trematoda; Plagiorchiida; Echinostomatidae
Source: the annotation of a GenBank genome assembly